GAUGGAAGUGAAUUUUUAUAAUUAACUUCAAAAAAAUAAAAAUCAAAAAAAGACUUAGCUUUAGAAGAGGAAAUAAUAUCAAAAAGUUAAAAAGAAUUAUAAAGAAAAGAAAAAUUAUAAAAAUAAUAAGAAGAACAAAAAAUAAAUGACUGUUGAUAAAAUAUUAAUUGAAAUAGGAAGAAAAUAAAAGUAGAGAUAAUAAUAAGAAGAUAAAAAAACAGAAGAUACUCAUAAAUAUAGAUCUCUACCACCAGAUGAUCUUAUAAUCAAAUAAUGAAGGUACAUUUAUCAUAAU
Molecule: messenger RNA, 295 nt
Organism: Paramecium primaurelia
Lineage: Eukaryota; Ciliophora; Oligohymenophorea; Peniculida; Parameciidae
Source: the annotation of a GenBank genome assembly